CGAUAGGAUUUAAACUUUUAUCCUCAAUUCAUACUCCGUUUUCUCUCUUUUUCUCUCUCUUUUUUAUGCCAAUUCAAAUACUUGAUACAUAUACAAUACAAAACUUAAAUUCUGGACAAGUUAUUGUAGAUAUAGAGACUAUAGUAAAGGAGCUAUUAGAAAAUGCGAUUGAUGCUCAUGCUACACAGAUUAAAUUGACACUCACAGAACAAGGACUUGAGUCUAUAGAGAUUAAAGACAAUGGGUCUGGCAUUGAACAAACAGACCGUAUGUAUAUGGCAAGAAGGCAUUACACUUCUAAACUCACUACGUUUGACGAUCUGGAGAGCCUGACAAGCUAUGGAUUCAGAGGAGAAGCAUUGAAUUCAAUCUGUGCUGUAUCCCAACAAGUCAUCCUGACCACAAAAACAACGUCUGAUCCCAUAAGUAAACAAUACACACUGGAUCAGGAGGGUUGUGUCUUGCAUGAAAAAACUGUCCACGCCAUUCCUUCUUGUGGCACACUCGUACAAAUACAAAAGCCGUUUUUUAGAAUACCCGUCAGACGUCAAUUGGCUACAAAAAACAAACAAAAAAGUGUUCGCAAAAUACAAGACAUGCUUGUACAAUACGCACUUGUGGUACCCAACAUUCGAUUUGCACUGAACAAAGAAUGGAUUAAACCGGCUACUGCUACGCUCACAAGCACUGUCAGUCUAUUGUUCCCUCAUGUAUUAAGCCAAAUGAUGGCAGAAUACAUGGAGGAAGAAGGAGAGAUAAAAGUACAUGCAUUACUUCCUAAGCCUAAUUCAGAUCCAUCGGUGGUCUAUAGACAAGAUAAAAUGUUUAUUUAUGUCAAUCAUCGACCUAUUCACUAUAUCAAGUCUGAACUCAAGGAAUUAAUACACACCAUCAAGACAAAAUACAAUCAAGCAUCAAAAUACAAUGAUCAAAAAAAGAACCCGUUUGUGUUUAUGGAUAUACAGAUACCCCCUAAAGAAUACGAUGUCAAUAUUGAACCCAACAAGUCUACUGUUCUUUUUCAUCACAAGGAACUCAUUUAUCAAUUAGUGGAGAACAAGAUGCUUGAUGUACUUUAUCCCACUGUGUCUAAUGAGAAGCAGACCAAUGAUUGGGUAUUCAGUAUGCAAAAUGAAGUGCCUGCUGAUCAACAAACACCACAUCAGAUGACAUCGAUACUUCCCAUGGUGGAGUCUACAGUACCAACAAAUGACAAACAAGCAAGGAUGGAUGACUAUCUCAAGCCAAGAAUAAAGCAUAUACAAGACAGUGUCAUAAAGACUACAACUCAAAAGCCUUUUCAGGCACUACUCACGCCUGUUCACAAGUCAACCGUAUCAGCUCAAACAUUAACUGUACCUAUUCAGAAACCUUUGAUUUGUCCUUCUGUCAUUCCUCAAAAAAGACGACAAAAUGAGACCCCACUUCAUCAACAACUCCAAGUGAUAUCGACUCCUCGUCUGCAAGAUAUUCAACACACUUUUCAUAGGACAAAAACUCGAUUUGACAAAACGCAUCGAAUCAAGAUUGAAGACUAUUUAAAGUAUCAUACGACACUUGAUACACAAGUACAUGUUCAUCCUCAUUUAGAUGUUCAGGGAAAACAACUUACGUUUUACACAGUCAACGAUGUCCAUCAACACAUUGUAGAACUAGGCUUAUUUAAAUCUCAAGACAUAUAUAUCAAUGAUCGUAUGAAACAGUUGCUGGUAGACCACAAAGUCAUUUGUAAAAAGUUAUUAUCAAGACCUGUUCAAUUUCAAUUAAGUAAACAAGAUCCACUGUAUGACAUCAUAUUCUCUAUUGAAUCUAAAGAAAGUGUUGUCAAGAAUGAUUUACAUGGUCAUACAAACAUAGUCUAUCAUGAUAUGGUAGAUGAAGCUAUUCUCUUUAAUGGGUUUAGAGCAAGAUGGCGAAAGGGCAAGUACAAAGAGCAUAUCGUUGUUCAAUUGACAGGCAUUGAACAAAGUAUUCCUGACUAUAGCACAGAAGACUUGAGAGAACUCUUGUCUGAUAUGACAAAACGACCUAAAAGACUACAACGCUAUUUAUGGAGUCUUGCUCAGCAGCAAUACAGACAAAACACAAAACAUGCUUUAGACUCACUUGUAUGGCGUGAUAUGCAGGAUCUUGUAGACUGA
Messenger RNA from Gilbertella persicaria, 2141 nucleotides. RefSeq lists its product as uncharacterized. The record is from RefSeq and is a predicted model, not a curated record. Gene Ontology annotation, biological process: mismatch repair. Gene Ontology annotation, molecular function: ATP-dependent DNA damage sensor activity; ATP hydrolysis activity; mismatched DNA binding. The coding region runs from base 66 to 2141 and encodes 691 amino acids. The transcript is spliced from 9 exons. NCBI's taxonomy places the organism in Eukaryota, Fungi, Mucoromycota, Mucoromycetes, Mucorales, Choanephoraceae. Gene Ontology annotation, cellular component: MutLalpha complex.